AGGGGCUGUAGUCCGUUGAACUGACGGAAGUUAACGUUUGUGUGGCUAUAAAAGGUCUUCCUCCCAACUUCUUCACAAAUCUUCACUUUUACAGUCAAGAACAGAGUCGACAUGGCUUCCACAGCUCCCAUUAAGAUUGGAAUCAUUGGUGGUUCAGGACUUGAUGAUCCAGAUAUCUUGGAGGGAAGGACCGAGCGUUACGUCGACACACCAUACGGAAAGCCCUCCGAUGCUCUGAUCCUGGGGAAGAUAAAGAAUGUGGAGUGUGUGCUUCUUGCAAGGCAUGGGAGACAACACACCAUUAUGCCGUCCAAUGUGAACUACCAGGCCAACAUCUGGGCACUGAAAGAAGAGGGCUGCACACAUCUGUUGGUCACCACGGCCUGUGGCUCACUGCGGGAGGAGAUUCAGCCAGGAGACAUUGUCAUCAUCGAUCAGUUCAUUGACAGGACUACCAAGAGAGCUCAAACGCUGUAUGAUGGGCAGCCCACCAGCCCCCCAGGAGUGUGUCACAUCCCCAUGGCUGAGCCUUUCUGCAACAGAACCAGAGAGGUUCUGGUGGAGGUGGCGCGGAGCCUUGGGGUCAAGUGCCAUGUGCGAGGGACCAUGUUGAGCAUCGAGGGCCCCCGCUUCUCCUCGCGGGCCGAGAGCCUGAUGUUCCGCCAGUGGGGCGCUGACGUCAUCAACAUGACCACUGUGCCAGAGGUGGUCCUCGCCAAGGAGGCCGGCUUGUGCUAUGCCAGCAUCGCCAUGGCAACAGACUACGACUGUUGGAAGGAGCAUGAGGAGGCGGUCUGUGUUGACAACGUGCUGAAGACGAUGAAGGAGAACGCCAACAAAGCCAGCAGUAUCCUGCUGACUGCGAUACCUCAGAUUAGUCAGAUGGACUGGGCUCAGACAAUAAAGGCCUUGAAAUCGAUGGCACAAUCCUCAGUCAUGUUACCAAAACACGAAGCGUGCAGAAAAUAAUGAAGCACAAAAGGAUCCCAGACACCACCCGCACCGCCGCCACGGACAACAGAACUCUCUGCCUGUGGAUUUGUCAUCAGUGAAUCACAAGAAAAGUGCCUCACAUACAUAAUGCAUGUGCUGUGUCUUCAGCUGGAGUUUCAGUGUUCCUCUUCCUGACUCAGAACACACACAUUACGCCCCCGUCAUCCUCACCACAGGUCACUCUUUUUCUCUGGAACACACAGUUACUGUCACGUCUCCGUCAGUCCGACCACACGUUUAGGUACAACACAUGUCAAAAGACCAACAAAGAUUUUAAGUCUUCUAAAGAUUAUACUGGAUAUUAUUUUUUGUGGAUUUAUAUUUUUUGUGGUCUGUAAACAUGUAAAGUUUAUAUAUAUAAAUGUAUAUAUGCCUGUAAACCGUGUGUGUCUUUAUUGCUGUCGAUGCAGGAUACAAUAAAAAUGCUUUGAAAGUUUAGCACAUGAAUACUUUAUUACAGCCUUAGGUACGACUAAUAUAACACAUGAAUAAUACAUGUCUCGAAUGUAUCAGAUGUACUCGAGUAUAAUCUUUAAAAUGCCUGGAUACACUUCAGCAAGAUUGUGUCUUGUUAUAAAUACCGGAAAUGUUUGUAUCUUUAUAUUUUCAGAAAUGCUUUCUCUCUCUCUCUCUCUCUCUCUCUCUCUCUCUCUCUCUCUCUCUCUCUCUCUCUCUCUCUCUCUCUCUCUCUCUCUCUCUCUCUCUCUCUCUCUGUGUGUGUGUAAGUAACUGUUUUAAAUGUUUCAUGAAUUAAAACCCAACAACAUCCAGUUUAUAUAUAGUCCAGGAUCUGUACUGUACAUGCAAACUGUUUCCCAGUUGUCAAUAAAUCAGCUAACUGACAGUAUAAAGAGUCCUUUUGAGGAACUGACCAAACUAUUUACUGACACUGACAGUUUUUUUACACACUUAAAAUCUUUGAUAUACUGUAAAAAUCAUCAGCAAUCAAAAGCAUGUUUGUCUUCUCCCUUCUCUGCAUUUGCUGCACCUGAUAUGUGCAUCACAGUACACAUAUCUAAAAAUAUCUGGUACCUCGUAUUUCCUCUUUGUUGCCUCGUCUGAACAAUAUGAAUGGCUCCUGCUGCAUAAAUGACCUCAAUAAAAAGUGGAGAUUUGAAGA
Molecule: messenger RNA, 2113 nt
Organism: Epinephelus lanceolatus (giant grouper)
Lineage: Eukaryota; Metazoa; Chordata; Actinopteri; Perciformes; Serranidae
Gene: mtap
Product: methylthioadenosine phosphorylase
Biological process (GO): nucleoside metabolic process
Cellular component (GO): cytosol
Molecular function (GO): S-methyl-5-thioadenosine phosphorylase activity
Source: RefSeq, a predicted model, not a curated record